This is a messenger RNA of Helobdella robusta, 672 nucleotides long. RefSeq lists its product as hypothetical. The record is from RefSeq and is a predicted model, not a curated record. The coding region runs from base 1 to 672 and encodes 223 amino acids. The transcript is spliced from 5 exons. NCBI's taxonomy places the organism in Eukaryota, Metazoa, Annelida, Clitellata, Rhynchobdellida, Glossiphoniidae.
AUGUCGUCUCUUGGAAUGAGAAGGAAGAGUUUAGAAGCUGGUCAUAAAGGAUGUCACGCUUCAAAGGGGGGAAGGGGUUCAAAUAUUUGUGACACGGGGGAGGGGGGAGAUAUAACAACGUCCUGCUAUGAAUACCGAAGUAGGAACUUCAGGAUUUGGUUCAGAUGCUUUCACACCAACAACAGCCACGUCGCCAUCAACUUCAAAAAAGUGGCAAAAGAAAUUUUGACACCGAUAGAAUUUCAGUCGGAAGCUUGCCAAUACUGGCUGAAUGUCUCCACUUGCAUAGAAAUGCAUAAUGGGUUCUGUUACGAUAAGUACAACUUAUAUUUGGCCCUGUUAGAAACAAUUUUGAUUCUGUGCUCUGAAACUCCUGAUGGCCUGGCAGCCGCCUACAAAGUUCUGAUUUUGAGUGACGAAAAGCAGUUUGAGAUGGAUUCGAUGGUGGAACGUUGUAUGCUUGAGGACGGCUUCAUGAUUGACGAUUUCGAACGCUGCUUGGGUUCUGGCCAGUGCAGCGAAAACUUCAUGAAAACGUCUUACCUGUGCAUGGCCAGUUCGUUCGCCGUCGAAACGCCAGACCCAAGAUUGAAAACCAUCCUCAUGGAGUACGCGACUAUCUUUUUCAACAAACUUGGAUUCAAUUUUGAACUCGGUACUUCAAAGUUUUGA